GGGUGCUUCAUGUUGGUCACAAAGCAAAUGACAGGAUGGAAAUUCUUAGGAGUGGUCUGUUAAAAGUUAUCUUGCUCAGAGUGUCAGCCCCUGAAGGAGAUUGGGAACAAAUAGUUUCCAUCAGGGAACAAAUGUAUUUCCAUGAGGUAUUCACAUUCUUCAGCCUGACUGCAAAGAAACUUACUUCCUUAACAGUAAUAGGGGUUGGUUCCUAGGCAGCAAAGGUAGGGCCUGGAGGAAAGGUUACAUUGAGCUCUUAUAGUUAGCUCAGUCAUUUUACAAAUAGGUCAGUGUCUCUGUUUUGAUUUUAUCCCUUAUCAACCCCAAGGGGAACAGGAAGAAAUUGAAGGCUCUUAAGAGGGAAAUCGGCAAGAUCUGAUUUAUAUUUUUGAUCAUCGUUUUGGCUACUGUGUGAAAAAUAAUGAAUAGAUGAUGGCGUGCCAUUUAAGUAUUCCUCUUCUUCCCAUCUUCUGGGAAAAUGGGCUCAAACAAUUGCUGGACAAACCAGAGUUCAGGAAGACUUCAAACCCGUGUCACAAAGCUGGAUUCAGGGUUCCACUCAAGGCACCCGGAACUUCUGUCGUUCCCGUUUCUCCACAGCAGAUGGCCCCACAGCCCAAUUCCUGACCUGCCUCUGAUAAUCCACCCCGUUGCAGUGGGCGCCGGGCGCCACCAGGCGACUUCUGGCGACCAUCUCUGCGCGAGAUAGGCUGCUCGCGGCCAAGCGGUCCUCUGUUAGCGCUGAAGUUGGGGAGCUGCGGAGAGCUGCUGGGCCAUCGCGCCCCGGCUUCGGCUGAACCCCGGGCUGGCCAGUGUUCCCUCCGACUCUCAGCAGAGGUGUCUUAGGGCAGGAGGAGCUAUAGUUCUGCAGGACACCAGUUCGCCUGGGAACUGUCCGCUCUGGGACUGCUCUGGGUUAGGUCCAGCGGAGACUUUCUGGAGAGAAAGUCCGCGCGGGUGGGUCCCAGGCAGGCAGCGCUUUUAGGGGCUACCCACCCAAAAAGGUGGGCCUUUGGGUUUCGUGAGGAGGAAAGGAAGGGCAGUCUAAACUAGGCUUUGGAGGGAACUGAGGGGAGGAGCACGUGGGGCAAGAAGGGGUAGCGAUUGGAAAGUAGGUAACGUUGCAAAGCAGUAGGCGACAGCCUAGACCGGUGUCAGGGGUCAGGGAACACACGGAGCGGGCGCGGGCUGCGUGGCUCAAGGCAAGGGAAGUGAAGCAAGUAGCUUGUUUGGAUGGAGAGUUGCCUAGGGAAGCAGAGCACUUAAGAGCCUCUUCUUCCCCCUCUCCAGCCUCCUCUUUUGUGGUGAGGUCACAGCCCCUACAAGAGCCCUCCCUUCUUUUGCCCCUCCCGUUUCCCAUCUCCUUCAGCCGAGGGGGAACCGGAGGCGCUCUAGGCUGGGAAUGAGGCAGUAGUGGAGGAUGAAGAAGUAGCCUGGGGGUCCGGGGAAAAUGAGGCAGAAGUCCCUGCUGCAGCUGGUGCUGCUGCUCGCCCUGCCCAGGAACCUGGGGGGAAAGGAGUGUUCCCCUCCGCCCUGUGAGUGCCGCCAGGACGACGACUUCAGAGUCACCUGCAAGGAUAUUCACCGCAUCCCCAGCCUUCCGGCCAGUACGGAGACUCUGAAGUUUACAGAGACUCAUCUGGAAACCAUUCCCAGUCAUGCAUUUUCAAAUCUGCCCAAUAUUUCCAGGAUCUACUUAUCAAUAGACGCAACUCUGCAGCGACUGGAAUCACAUUCCUUCUACAAUAUGAGUAAAAUGACUCACAUAGAGAUCCGGAAUACCAGAAGCUUAACUUACAUAGACCCUGGUGCCCUAAAAGAGCUCCCCCUCCUGAAGUUCCUUGGAAUUUUCAACACUGGACUUAAAGUAUUUCCUGACUUGACCAAAAUUUAUUCCACUGAUGUAUUCUUUAUACUUGAAAUUACAGACAACCCUUACAUGACUUCAAUUCCUGUGAAUGCUUUUCAGGGGCUGUGCAAUGAAACCUUGACACUGAAACUAUACAACAAUGGCUUUACUUCUGUCCAAGGACAUGCUUUCAAUGGGACAAAGCUGGAUGCUGUUUACCUGAACAAGAAUAAACACCUGACGGUUAUUGACAAGGAUGCAUUUGGAGGAGUAUACAGUGGACCGACCUUGCUGGACAUCUCCUAUACCAGUGUUACAGACCUGCCAUCCAAAGGCCUAGAGAACUUGAAGGAACUGAUAGCAAGGAACACUUGGACGCUGAAGAAACUCCCACUUUCCUUGAGUUUCAUUCAUCUCACACGAGCUGACCUUUCUUAUCCAAGCCAUUGCUGUGCUUUUAAGAAUCAGAAGAAAAUCAGAGGAAUCCUUGAGUCCUUAAUGUGCAAUGAGAGCAGUAUUCGGAGCCUACGUCAGAGGAAAUCUGCGAAUGCCUUGAAUGGCCCCUUUUACCAGGAAUAUGAGGAGGAUCCAGAUGACAGCAGUGCUGGGUAUAAUGUAAACUCCAAGUUCCAGGAUACCCCCAGCAACUCUCAUUAUUAUGUGUUCUUUGAAGAACAAGAGGAUGAGAUCAUUGGUUUUGGGCAGGAGCUCAAAAACCCCCAGGAAGAGGCCCUACUGGCCUUUGACAGCCACUACGACUACACUGUGUGUGGGGACAAUGAGGAGAUAAUGUGCACCCCCAAGUCAGAUGAGUUCAACCCCUGUGAGGACAUAAUGGGCUACAAGUUCCUGAGAAUUGUGGUGUGGUUUGUGAGUCUACUGGCUCUUUUGGGCAAUGUCUUUGUCCUGUUUGUCCUCCUCACUAGCCACUACAAACUGACUGUUCCACGGUUUCUGAUGUGCAACUUGGCCUUUGCAGACUUCUGUAUGGGGAUGUACCUGCUCCUUAUUGCCUCUGUAGACCUCUACACUCACUCUGAGUACUACAACCAUGCCAUCGACUGGCAGACAGGCCCUGGGUGCAACACAGCUGGUUUUUUUACUGUCUUUGCCAGUGAGUUGUCAGUGUACACACUGACGGUCAUCACCUUGGAACGCUGGUAUGCCAUCACCUUCGCCAUGCGCCUGGACCGGAAGAUUCGCCUCAGGCACGCAUGCGCCGUCAUGGUUGCAGGCUGGGUUUGCUGCUUCCUGCUCGCCCUGCUCCCUUUGGUGGGAAUAAGUAGUUAUGCCAAGGUCAGUAUCUGCCUGCCCAUGGACACCGACACCCCUCUUGCUCUGGCCUACAUUGUCCUUGUUCUGGUGCUCAACAUAGUCGCCUUCAUCAUCGUAUGCUCCUGUUACGUGAAGAUCUACAUUACAGUCCGAAACCCCCAGUACAACCCAGGGGACAAAGACACCAAGAUUGCCAAGAGGAUGGCUGUGUUGAUCUUCACUGACUUCAUGUGCAUGGCCCCGAUCUCAUUCUAUGCUUUGUCAGCACUUAUGAACAAGCCUCUCAUCACCGUUACCAACUCCAAAAUCUUACUGGUUCUCUUCUAUCCUCUUAACUCCUGUGCCAAUCCAUUCCUCUAUGCUAUUUUCACCAAGGCCUUCCAGAGGGAUGUUUUCAUCCUGCUCAACAAGUUUGGCAUCUGUAAACACCAGGCUCAAGCAUACAGGAGCCAGGGAGUUUCUCUAAAGAACAGCACUGGCAUUCAGAUCCACAGGGUUACCCGAGACAUGAGACAAAGUCUUCCCAACAUGCCAGGUGACUAUGAACUGAUUGAAAACUCCUAUCUAGCCCCAAAUAAGCAGGGCCAAAUCCCAGAAGAGUAUAAGCAAACAGUUUUGUAGGCUGGCUCUACACUAUUUGCAGUGGUAGGGGGACUUAACAAAAGGCUGGUUCCUGAAAGGUACAUUCCAACCCCAUGACACAUACAAUGCAGAGCCAAACUAAUCUAACCCUGUGCAGGUGAUAUUUCAGGGGGCAAGAGUUCAUCUCUGGAGAGUGACUUGUGUUAACCAAAUCAUCACCUUGGAGAAGGAAGAGAUUCUACCAACAUGUCUGAAACCCAGGUGAUAUCAAAAUUAUCAAUCCUCUGGAACCAAGGCUUUGAACCACUUUGUUCUGGUUUGAACCCCGGCUGAGAAUUUGCAUUUUUAACAAGUUCUCAGAUGACACUGGCUAGGGGUCAGUUCUGAGAACCACUAGUAAACCAGUAGUUCUCAAAGUUUAUUAUACAUAAGAGUCACCUGGGGAUCUUGUUAAAAUGUAGAUUCUUAUUCAGUUUAUCUGGGGAGGAAAUACAAAUUCUCAGGAGGGGUUCAAAUGAGAAUGAAUUGAUUCAAGGCCCUGUCUGGAAGGUUUCCUUGAUGACUAAUCUAGAUAUGACAUUGCAUAAGAUGCUCAGUAAGUAUCAGCUGAGUGAUAUCAACAACGAGCUGCUCAGUUUCAUAUAGCAUUUAGCCAAUGGCAAAUGCUAUUAAUUUGGUUCCUGACCACAAGAUAAAAUAGGCCCCAUAUAGGCUCAGUUCAACUUCAUGAUCCCUGGAACAACCAAAGAGAGUUUGAAUUGGCUUGAAACUGAAAAACCAAACAAUACAACUAGACUCCAUACAAGGAUUAGUAAUUAUGAAGGAGACGAAAGCCUUAGUUUUAAGUUGUUGCUUUGGUCUAAUUCUUUGAAACUUGUAAUCAUCUUUUCACAAGGAUCUACCCGAUGUGUCCCAGCUGUUAGGUGUUGCCUGGAAAAACAGGCAGGAUUUCAGCUUAUGUGGCCUAGCAGGGUAUUGCUCUUUUUUGAUAGACAUGAACUCUAGAAAGUAUUUCUAAGUAGCAACAAGUAUGAGUUGUGGGCGGAGGACACUAAAUCAUCAAUUGAUUAGUAAAGCAGGCUGGACACCAGUUAAGUGUGGAACCUUGGGCAAACCAAUCUAUAUCUGGGAUCCAGAAUUCUGUAGAAGUGAAGGGGUUCAAUGGCCUCUUCCAGUUUUAAUACUCUAUGCCUAUUCCUUUCCCUCAAAACACACACUUCCAUAACAAUGAGAAAGCAAAGCAUUAAGGGAACAGAAUGUGUUUUCCAUCCUGUAGGGCUGCUGUCUUCUUCUCUUUGGAGCCUAGACAUAGGAUCCAGGAAAGUUUCCCUUUGUUUCAUUUUAGGUUAUAAUACCUGAGCCAAAAACCCUAUUGAGCGACCAGGUUGGGCGAGAUCUGAAUCACUCAUCUAAUACUCGAUCUACACAGCUCUAAUUAUCAGGCCAAAAACAGAAAUAAAAAGUAGUUGUUACUCAUAUAAUGGAGUAAAAGGUAGCUUUGCAAAUUUUUGGUUAGAGUUACUACGCCACUGUCCAGAGUCACUUCAAAACAUUUAACUUAUCUUUAAGGACUGGUUUCUUUACUUAGCCACUUCCAGCCCAUACUACUAUGCUAAAGCAGUUAAGAGUACUUUCUUCUCUGCUGCAACUUCCAGCCUUUUCAAGCCCUACUGAUCACUGGACAUGGAGCCUCUAUUCUCCAAAUUCUCCUUUACAUAAAACAGUCAAGGUCUGUAUCUAUAGAUGUACUCUCCAGGUUAUCUAUAAAGACAGCCCCUUAAUUUCCUGCUAGAAAAGAAUUCCCAUGUACUGCUUCUCAGUGAACCACACCAUGGAAAAGAAAGCCCUUUGUUGUCGUUUGAGUUGUGCAGCAGGGUUAGUGGGCCUGCCUCCCCUGGAAUCUCUCCAGAGCUGUACCCAUUCCCGGUUACCACCGGAACUUGUACAUGUUAAUAGAAAUAUUAUAAACACCUAAAAUCAUGACUUAGCCAAUGGUUCACCUGUGCCUAAUGAAUUUAAACAAACCUGUUACCUUGUGGCAUGUGUUUCUCACCUGUGACAUUUUCAAAUGUCUCAUCUUGAUAAAUAAUGUGCUUUUAUCUUGAGUAGCUGAACUAAUACUUUGGAAAACUGUCCUAGAAA
Molecule: messenger RNA, 5848 nt
Organism: Loxodonta africana (African savanna elephant)
Lineage: Eukaryota; Metazoa; Chordata; Mammalia; Proboscidea; Elephantidae
Gene: TSHR
Product: thyroid stimulating hormone receptor
Exons: 10
Coding region: 1451-3745 (764 amino acids)
Biological process (GO): hormone-mediated signaling pathway; adenylate cyclase-activating G protein-coupled receptor signaling pathway; activation of adenylate cyclase activity
Cellular component (GO): extracellular matrix; plasma membrane
Molecular function (GO): thyroid-stimulating hormone receptor activity; G protein-coupled peptide receptor activity
Source: RefSeq, a predicted model, not a curated record